This is a messenger RNA of Sebastes umbrosus (honeycomb rockfish), 3183 nucleotides long. Its product is annotated as stonustoxin subunit beta-like. The coding region runs from base 75 to 2216 and encodes 713 amino acids. Gene Ontology annotation, molecular function: protein binding. The transcript is spliced from 3 exons. The record is from RefSeq and is a predicted model, not a curated record. NCBI's taxonomy places the organism in Eukaryota, Metazoa, Chordata, Actinopteri, Perciformes, Sebastidae.
CCUUUGUCUACCAAAAACUGUCUUUUAUGACCAGGAAAUGUUUCUUCUACUUGUCUUCACUUUCUCUUUGACCCAUGUUGUUGAAUUUUUCCCAACAGGUUGGAGUCAUGUCUUCAGAAAUCUUGGUGGUGGCUGCCCUGGGUCGACCUUUCACCUUAGGGACGCUCUAUGAUGCUCGGCAAGAUAAACUGAUCCCAGGUCUCACGUUCUGGGAUGAUGAAGUUCUAAAAGAGAGCACAGUUGAAAGCUGUCAGCCCAGCAGUGCAUUUCAAAUCAUUGCAUCUGAUUCCAUUGAUGACAAGUCUUCUCUGAUGGAUAUAGAAGCUUCUCUGAAAGCCAGUUUCCUGGGCGGACUGGUAGAAGUUGGAGGAUCCGCCAAGUAUCUGAAUGAUACGAAGAAAUUCAAGAAUCAGAGUCGAGUGACACUUCAGUACAAAGCUACCACCAGCUUCAAACAGUUGAUGACUAAUCUUGGAACCAAACAUGUAGAAUAUUCUGAAUAUUUUCAGAACAUCGAGGCAACUCAUGUAGUGAUAGGGAUCCUCUAUGGGGCAAAUGCUUUCUUUGUCUUUGACAGUGACAAAAUAGAUUCUAGCAAUGUUCAGGAAAUCCAGGGCAGCAUGGAAGCUGUGAUAAAGAAGAUUCCUUCGAUUGAUAUUGCGGGGCGAGGUGCUGUCCAGCUAACCAGUGAGGAAAAUGACAUAACCAACAGCUUCUCCUGCAAAUUCCAUGGUGACUUCUUUCUCACAAGUAACCCUACAACUUUUGAGGAUGCAGUUCAAACCUACCAGCAACUUCCACAAAUGAUGGGGAAAGAGAACGCUGUUCCAAUGACAGUCUGGCUCGUUCCGCUUGUACAUUUUUACUCUGAAGCACCUAAACUGAUGGCCGAUAGCAGCAGUCCAAUACUUAGAAAGGUUCGCAACACUCUGGAAGACAUGAGGCAACUUGAAAUGAGAUGCAACGAUUCACUGGAAGACGACAUAGUGAAGCUGUUUCCACAGAUUAGAAAGGUGCUGAGCAAUUUCCAAAACAUUUGUAAUGAUUACAUGAUAAACCUCCAGAGGACCAUUGCGAAGAAUCUUCAGUCCAUCCGGAGUGGAGAAGAAGAUGAAAGUGAAAUGCUGAAACUUUUUGAAGAAAACCUUAGAUCACCAUUUAACAUUGAUAGCUUAAACAAGUGGAUGGAAUGUAAAGAAAGAGAGAUCAAUGUCCUUAGGUCCUGCAUGGAUAUUAUAGAGGAAGCAAAGCCCAAGGUUGUUCUAAGUCAGAGUCAGAUGAUCAGGGAGCUUCUUGAUUCAAAAGUACAGCAUGCAGUAUGCUAUGUUUUCACCUCUGUGGCAGACUAUGAUCCUUACCUGAAGUUGUUAAGGGACUUCUCAGAUUCACCUAAAAUGAUUGUAAAUCUUAAGAAACUCAAACCACCACCAAAAUACUACUGGUAUAUCUCAGAUGACUUACCAGAAAUGAUGAGAGAAAAAGCCCACCUUUUUUGCAACCUUGCCAAAGACAUGGACAACCGCUGUGUCCGUUUCCUUGUAGCGUCGAUAAUAAAUCCGAAGGAAGAUGGUGCAGCCAUCCACUAUUACAGGGAGGGCAUACAGAUCAUGAAUGACUUUACAAAACCAUGGAUUCCUCCUGUGGAGGCCAUACAAGACAGAAGAGAGUUACUCUGGUAUGACUGUGAGCUCACCCUGGACCCAGACACAGCCCACCCGGCCCUGACUCUGUCUGAGGGCAACAAAAAGGCAAUGUCUGGAGAACCGAAGCCAUUUGACAAUAACCCAGAGAGGUUUGAGCACUAUCAGCAGGUGUUGUGUGACAAGGGGCUGAGUGGGCGCCAUUACUGGGAGGUAGAGUGGUCUGGUUAUGUUCGUGCAGGUGUCACAUAUAGAGGAAUCAGCAGGAAAACAUGGGCCGUACACUCCUCACUUGGACAUAGUGAUGGGUCCUGGGUUUUUGACUAUUAUCCAAAAUCUGGAUACCAUCAAAUUUCCAAUAAUGAAAAGGUACAUGUAAAUGUGUCUUCCCCUGGCUUUGAACGACUAGGAGUGUAUCUGGACUGGUCUGCUGGCACUCUGUCUUUCUACAUGGUCACCACUAACUUUGUGACUCACCUCCACACCUUCCACACCAGAUUCAAUGAGGCUGUUUAUCCAGGCUUCCUGAUUGGGUUUGCACAUCAGAACUGCAAUGGUCAGAUUAAAUUACUUUAAUAUGUAUUUGUCAAUAUUGUCAAUAGUGCUCUUGAAUUUCAUGCUCAGCCCGCUCUCAUUCCCAGGGCAUCAAAUACCAACGCUUUGUCACGGCCGACGGCAUUAGAUAUGACAUAUAUUAAUAUCUGCUGAUAAUGCAAUAAAACAUGUAAUAAGAACUGAACAUGUAAUGAAAAUGUGAAGCACCUAAUGAAAUGUUUUGUGGAUGAUGUAAUACUUUAUUAGAUUUUGUGAUUAUUCUAUACAUUAUGGUUUCCAUGGCAAUUUUUAGAUGAAACAUGUAAUAACAUAUUGUAACAAUAAGCCAAAAUAAAACAAUUAUGACAUUAAAAAAGUUUAUCAUGCUUAAUUGCUCUUGUUUUCCUUCACCAACAAGGUAACAAGAGGCAUGUGUCCACAACAUAAAUAAAUACAAAAUAAUAAUAAAAUGUUAGGAAGAUUGUAAAGAUAAUCAGGUAUUAGCAAAUGCACAAUAAAUUCCCCCAAAAAGUUGUCAUUUAAUAUUUUAGGACACACAUACAUUAUAUACAUACAUUACACAUUCAUUGAUUUUAACCUUGGGAAACACUUCUUCACAGCCUACCAGAUUUAUGUCCAGACCAAAUUAGUUUUGACUUCAGUGUGGUGCCACAGAUCUCUGAAUAAAAUCUUACAAUUUAAAUCAAUCUACAAGUUAUGUGUUUCAGUCUUACAAGGUUUAUGAUUGUUUUUCUUGACUCUUUUGCUGUAACAGCUAUGCGAUUAGAUUAAUCAGCUAUAUUGCAAAAUAUAACAUAUUUAUGCAAAUGGUUCACAAAUAUUUAGAAAUGUUUUCUUCAUCCCCGUCUGGGACACUGUGAGUUGGAAACUUUUUCCAGGUGUUUUUUUUCACAAUUUCUCUCAAAUAAUUGGCUACAAAAUACAUAACUACAUUAUUAUUAUGAAGAACUUACUAUUUUAGUGAUUGUGCACAUACAUUUGGGUAUCU